AGAGAAAGAUGGCGGCCUCGCGCUUCCCCACGCCGCUGUACGGACAUGUGGGCCGCGGCGCCUUCCGCGACGUGUACGAGCCCGCGGAGGACACGUUCCUGCUUCUGGACGCGCUGGAGGCGGCGGCAGCCGAACUCACGGGAGUGGAAAUAUGCCUUGAAGUAGGGUCAGGGUCUGGAGUGGUAUCUGCAUUCCUAGCCUCUAUGAUAGGUUCUCAAGCUUUGUACAUGUGCACUGAUGUCAACCCUGAGGCAGCAGCAUGUACCCUGGAGACAGCACGCUGUAACAAAGUCCACAUUCAACCAAUAAUUACAGAUUUGGUGGAAGGCUUGCUACCGAGAUUGAAGGAAAAAGUUGAUCUUCUGGUGUUUAAUCCUCCUUACGUAGUGACUCCAUCUGAAGAGAUAGGGAAUCACGGGAUAGAGGCAGCUUGGGCUGGUGGCAGAAAUGGUCGUGAAGUCAUGGACAGAUUCUUUCCACUGGCUCCAGAGCUCCUGUCACCAAGAGGACUGUUCUAUUUAGUCACCAUUAAAGAAAACAAGCCAGAAGAAAUUUUGAAAAUAAUGAAGACAAAAGGUCUACAAGGGACCACUGCACUUUCCAGGCAAGCAGGCCAAGAAAUCCUUUCAGUCCUCAAGUUUACCAAGUUGUAAUCUGCAGUGGGUGCUAUUUAAAGCUGAAUGCAUUUAGCAUAUUUUGAAACUGAAGUCCUGUCUUACUUAAUAAGUAAAAUUGUCAGAAAUUUGUCUUGUAGAAAAAGGCAGAAGAGUAGGGCAUUUCCUUUUACCCAGGAAUCAAGCCUACAGAAAUAUUUGCACAAAUGCAAGUAAAUAUAUAUAUUUACAUAUAUAUAUAAUAUGUGGAGAAUAUAUAAUAAAAAAGUUAUAUUUAAUUAUAUAUGAAGGGGUUCGUGAGGUACUGUUGAGUAGUGAAAAAAAGCAAGUUACAAAAUAUUGUUAACCUAUAUGUAUAUUUUUGAAAAACUAACAAAGAAGGUUUGUAUGUAUGUGUAUAUAAGAAAUUCUCAAAAGGUAAAUAACGGGAAUAGAGGAACUUUCAUUCUUUUGUGUUGGGAUUUGUACAGUGAUAAUGUAUUCUGUAAUUAAACCAAAUUUUUUA
Hippopotamus amphibius kiboko is the source of this 1119-nucleotide messenger RNA. It is a transcript of the gene HEMK2, whose product is annotated as N-6 adenine-specific DNA methyltransferase 1. Gene Ontology annotation, cellular component: eRF1 methyltransferase complex. Gene Ontology annotation, biological process: methylation. Gene Ontology annotation, molecular function: nucleic acid binding; protein methyltransferase activity; S-adenosylmethionine-dependent methyltransferase activity. NCBI's taxonomy places the organism in Eukaryota, Metazoa, Chordata, Mammalia, Artiodactyla, Hippopotamidae. The record is from RefSeq and is a predicted model, not a curated record. The transcript is spliced from 6 exons. Bases 9 to 653 code for a protein of 214 amino acids.